AUGAAGCAAUUUUCCCUAUUUACACGGCCUAGAUUGCCACCAAAAUCGUUCAAAUGGCGCAACCUUAUAACUGUAGCAAUUGAGACUUCAUGCGACGAUACAAGUGUCGCUGUGCUCGAGAAGCACGCGAAUCGCUCGGUUCAAUUACACUUUCACACAAAAAUCACAUCCGACAAUCGGUGCUUUCGUGGCGUACAUCCUAUAGCGGCGCAUGAGUCGCAUCAAUUCAACCUUGCCCGGCUAGUGCAACAAGCGAUUGAAAGUCUUCCGUUAGCUAGCGCAGUAGACAAAUGCGCUGGUCGCGCUGCUAUCUAUGGAACACGGCUGCUGAAAAAACCAGACUUUGUAACUGUCACACGCGGCCCUGGUAUGCGGGCGAGCUUGAUAACUGGACUGGAUACGGCCAAGGGACUCUCAGUUGCCUGGCAAGUGCCCCUGCUCGGCGUGAACCAUAUGCAGGCCCAUGCGUUGACACCACAUCUCGUUUCUGCCCUCAACACGUUCCUGUCGGGCACUGAUGAAGCCGUUCAACUCACUCCCGCAUUUCCAUUUCUCACUCUGCUAGUCUCUGGGGGCCACACCAUGCUAGUACAUACUCGCUCGCCUUGGGAACACAAAAUUAUCGCUAACACUACGGACUUAUCUAUUGGCGAUAUGCUUGACAAAUCUGCGCGGGUCAUUCUGCCCACAUCACAAAUCUCGUCUUCAAGUGACGUGAUGUAUGGCCGUCUUCUUGAGGAAUUUGCAUUCCCUUGCUUGUCACCCAGAUACGAGUACGUGCCGCCCAAGACAUCGAUAAAAGCUCGCAGUGGGGAACAUCAUGGCUAUAACUGGAAAAUCACUCCUCCUUAUAUUUCGCCUGGACCAGAAGGACCCUUAAAGUAUGCGGACUCGUUUAGCUUUUCGGGAAUGGGUAGCAAGGCGAGAAGCACUAUGGCUCAAAACCCGAAUAUGUCCAUUGCAGAACGGCGCUGUCUGGCUCAGAUACUCAUGACAGUAGCUUUUGAACAUCUUGCCUCAAGAAUUCUAUUUUCUCUAGAUCAACAGGCACUUUGUGGCAUUUCGGCUCUCGUAGUUUCAGGUGGCGUUGCAAGCAAUCAAUUCUUACAUACAGUUUUGCGGAGACUCUUAAACGCACGGUCAUUCCAGCAUAUUCAGCUUGUCAUCCCGCCAUCAAACUUGUGUACAGAUAACGCAGCUAUGAUCGCCUGGACCGGCAUGGAAAUGUUUGAGGCGGGAUGGACAACCCAGCUAUGUGCCAGCUCUCUGAGGCAGUGGUCUAUUGAUUCUAACUGUAGUGAUGGGGGGAUUUUAGGGGCAAGUGAUUGGCUGUAUAAUGGCUGUGAUCACAAACAGUAG
Molecule: messenger RNA, 1359 nt
Organism: Blumeria graminis f. sp. triticale
Lineage: Eukaryota; Fungi; Ascomycota; Leotiomycetes; Helotiales; Erysiphaceae
Source: the annotation of a GenBank genome assembly